AUGUGUACUGCGACUGUUGGACAGCGCCGGUCGUUUGACGACAAUUUGUGUACCGUCCGCUAUGUUGGCGGCGUCCAGGGCACCACCGGCGACUGGCUAGGCGUCGAAUGGGACGACCCAACCCGCGGCAAGCACUCGGGGGAGCAUAACGGUGUCCGGUAUUUCACCUGCAGAAGUACUCAGCCAACGGCGGGAUCGUUCGUGCGCCCCUCUCGGCCAUCAGAUCCCCCGCGGAGCUUCCUUGAGGCACUGCGCGAGAAGUACGCCUCUGAAUUUGAGCAGGAACUUGCUCGAAAGGCCUCAUCAGAAGGAGGCGUAAAUCAGAAAACAGCCAUUGAGAUCAGCGGCAAAGUCGUUGAAGAGGUUGGCUUCGACAAGAUCCGGAAACAGCUCGCCGAGCUCGAGGAGCUGCGCAUCGUCUUGCUCGAUGAACUACGCAUUGUUGGCGUAAAUUCAUCCUAUGAUCAGACAGAAGACUCACUCCUUGAGUCGGCCCAACAGAUCCAGGCAACUUGUCCCAAGAUCAUAGAGUUGGAUCUCAGUCGAAACCUGCUCAGUCGGUGGCGCGAUGUGUGGGAGAUUUGCAACCAGCUGAAACAACUGAAGCGAUUGAAACUGAAUGGGAACCGAUUUCAACCUUUGGAAGAGGACCUGACCUUUGAAAACAUCACCGAACUCCAUUUGGAAGACACGCUUCUGACCUGGGACGAAAUCGCUGCAGUGAGCUCGCGAUUUCCAGCACUCACUUCCCUCACAGCAUCCGCCAACCAGCUCACCGAGACCUCCCGUCCACUCCCUGACACCAUCACCUCACUAACCCUUGAAUAUAACGAGAUAAGCUCACUCUCAGCACUCCGGCAUCUCGCCGCACUUCCAAAGCUCACGCAUCUCUCCCUCCGCGGGAACUGCGUCACUAAACUUCACCAUGAUACCAACACCGCUGUCCCGGACUUCCACUUCCCAACCAUUCUACGCUCGCUCGACCUCUCCCGCAACAACAUCGCCGCAUGGAACUUUCUCAACCAUCUCUCAGCCUUGUUUCCAGGCCUGGCCUCUCUCCGCAUCUCCGGAAACCCCCUAUACGAUCAGCCACCGCUCCCGCCAUCCAUCGCAGCCGCAACAUCAAUCAUGACGUCCUCCAAGCCCAUGACCGUCGACGAAGCCUUCAUGCUAACCCUCUCCCGCCUUCCACCUACUCUCCGCACCCUCAACUUCAGCACCAUCUCGCCGCAGGACCGCGCCAACGCCGAGAUGUACUACCUCUCCCUUAUUGGCAAGGAACUCUCCGCCACCUCUGCAGCAGAUGAGCCACGCAUAUUAGCCGCACAUCCGCGCUACAAGGAGCUGUGCGAACAGUACGGCGAGCCUAGUAUCGCCCGAGCGGUGGUUGCAGACUCCUCCGGCGCGAGGACCAUCCAUCCCCGAUCCGUGGCGGCACGGCUCGUCAAAAUGGCGUUUUAUUCCCCCGUCUCGUCAUCGUCUUCAACAACUCCACCCGGAGAUCACCAGCAGCAUCCUCAAGAGUCUUCCAGACCCCACGUUUGCGUCAAAGAUAUCCCUUCUUCCUUUGAUACGUACCAGGUGAAAGCCCUUGUCUCACGACUCUUCGGGCUACGGCCCUAUGGGUUCAGGUUAUUCUGGGAGACCAACGAGUGGGAUCCCGUGGAGAAGGAGAAUGUUGCAGACGCUGGAAUCGACGGGGACGAUGACAGCGAGGACGAAACCAGCCACCCCCAGCUCGAUGUCUCGGUCUCCGCCACCGCUGACAAUUCCAUAGACACCAGCCGAUUCGUGCGGAGGGAGGUCGAGCUGGUCGAUUCGACGCGGGAUAUUGGGUUUUUGUUCCAGGGUGAAACGGGGGAGAUGAAGAUCCGGGUCGAAGUCUGA
Molecule: messenger RNA, 1887 nt
Organism: Penicillium alfredii
Lineage: Eukaryota; Fungi; Ascomycota; Eurotiomycetes; Eurotiales; Aspergillaceae
Exons: 4
Coding region: 1-1887 (628 amino acids)
Cellular component (GO): cytoplasm
Molecular function (GO): protein binding
Source: RefSeq, a predicted model, not a curated record